AUGGCUGAGAAUAACAAACAAACGGCCCUCAGUCCCCGGCAGAUCUUAAAUGAUCAGAGGGAGAUGCAAAGGUUAGAUCUAAGCAUCCUAGGAAUCAGUGACACUAGAUGGCCGAAUUCUGGACAACAAUCAAUAGCCAACGGCACCAUUUAUUACUCAGGAAGUGAUGACACCCACCAUAGAUAUGGAGUUGCGAUCGUGGUAUCCAGAGAAAUCAAUAAAUCAGUAAUAAACUUUACCCCUAUAUCAGACCGUGCCAUGUUACUCCAACUUCAAACGUAUCAUUAUAAAUUAAACAUAAUUCCAACGUACGCCCCGACAGCAGAUAAAUCUGACGAAGACAUUGAGGAAUUCUACAACGAGAUUAAUAACAUCAUACAAUCUCUAAAAUCAAGGGACAUAACACUAGUAUUAGGAGACUUCAAUGCCAAGAUUGGCAGAGGUAGAUUUGACAAAUAUGUGGGAGAAUAUGGACUUGGUAGGAGAAACGAAAGAGGUGAUAGACUGCUGCAAUUUUGCCAAGAAAACGAUUUUAUUAUAUCGAAUACGUUCCUCAAACUUCCAAACUGCCGUUUGUACACCUGGAAAUCUCCGCAAGACAACAAACAAAAUAUAGUCAGGAACCAAAUUGACUACAUCUUGAUAGACCACAGAUAUAGGAAUGUAAUCAAAUCAGUUAAAACCUACCCAGGGGCAGAUGUCUCAUCGGACCAUAAUCCACUAAUAGCCCGGUUUUUAAUAACACUUAAAAAACAACGAGUAAUACCAACAACAAAUUGUAUAGACGUAUCGGGUCUAAAAAUCCAAGAAACAAGACAAAGGCUACAAAAUAAGAUCAACGACAACCUCAGAACCCUCAAAAACAAUCAAAUAACAGCGGAAGAAAACACGGACAAACAAUGGAAAGAUUUAAAAAAUGCAUUAAUUGAGCCGAGCAAGACCAUUCUGACAAAACAGAAAAUAGGGAAAAAACAGGAAUGGAUGACUCCAGAAAUUUUGAAUUUGAUGAACGAACGACGUGGUGUAAAAGACAACAACGAAGCAUAUAAGAAUAUUCAGAAAGAAAUCCGAUCACGGAUAAGAGAAGCAAAGGAGGUAUUCUCCAAAAGAAAAUGCGACGAAAUAGAAGCCCUUCAAGAAAAGCACGACAGCUUCAAUGUCCACAAGAAAGUAAAAGAACUGGCAGGGUUACAGAAAAAAAGACAACCGUCAUUACUCACUGACCAGAAUGGCAAAAUUAUUAUGGAAAUGGAAGAAAAACUAAGAACAUGGAAGAAUUACAUAACAGAAUUAUUCGAUGAUGAGAGAGAUAUAAACAGAAUAGUAACAGAACAAGAAAAACACAAAAGAUGGAAAAGCUGCAGGGCGUGA
Cylas formicarius (sweet potato weevil) is the source of this 1371-nucleotide messenger RNA. Its product is annotated as craniofacial development protein 2-like. Gene Ontology annotation, biological process: chromatin remodeling. The transcript has 2 exons. Gene Ontology annotation, cellular component: nucleus. Lineage: Eukaryota; Metazoa; Arthropoda; Insecta; Coleoptera; Brentidae. The record is from RefSeq and is a predicted model, not a curated record. Gene Ontology annotation, molecular function: catalytic activity. The coding region runs from base 1 to 1371 and encodes 456 amino acids.